AUGACUACAAUGUCUUCACCAUUAUUUCGUUUAUCUUCUUCACCUCUUUCUAUUUUAUCAAUAGAAGAAGAAAUACAACAAUCUAAUUAUUUUCCCAUUCCAAUAAAAACCUCCCUAAUUUCAAAUUUUUAUGAUUUUCCAUUGGGAACUUAUAACACAAUCUCCUCAUUAACAGAUUAUAUCAUGACAUAUGAAAAACAACGAUUGUAUCAAUUAAAUCAAAAUCAACAAUUAAACGAAAGGAACAUUAAUAAUACAAAUGGUAAUGUUAAUCAAAAGACAAAAAGAAAUUUGUUUGGUGGAUUAAAAAACAAAUUAAGUAAAAGAAAGAAUAGUAACAAUAAUAAUGUUAAUAGCAGAUCAAAUAAUGUCAGAAGGAAUUCUAUUUAA
Entrophospora sp. SA101 is the source of this 390-nucleotide messenger RNA. The record is from the annotation of a GenBank genome assembly. Lineage: Eukaryota; Fungi; Glomeromycota; Glomeromycetes; Entrophosporales; Entrophosporaceae.